AUGAUCCAGAAUCACUACCACCUGUCGUUAUCAUAUCUUACUACUUUCCGAAAGGAUAUUGCGCUUAUCCCGAGGAGCAGCCAUUGGGUGUUGGAAGGAAGUCGACAGAGUCUCUUUACUCCUGGAAGUUUGGACCGUAGAAUUGCAGAUUCCUGUAUUAUCAGUCCAAUGCACAGUAAACUUUCAGCCUUAAGAUCCAAUCACCAAAGUGCGAACAUGCCGAUCAAGGUAUCUACAGUGAACCUGAACAAGACAAUCAAAAAAGAUAUCCUGCAUAAUGAGCUACGCAACAAUGAAUUGAAAAACAAGCAUAUAGUUCGAGUUAAUUGUGAGCUAAGAACGGAACAAGUGAAUAAUCCGUCAGAAAAUGUGUGCAAGCCAGCUGAAUCUAGAUUUAUCCAGCCAACGUGUCAAUAUUUAAAGAAGAGCGACACAAACACACCAUUUUCAUCUGAACAAAAUAGGAGUACUCUUAAUCUGAAAUCUCUUGAUUGGGAAGGUAUGUUGUCUCCCGCCUGUGGUCAACUGAAGCUUGCGUUUCCAUUUAAUGAAAUAGGCAGACGAAGUAUUUAUGGCAACAAUAACAAAGAUAAGAAGUCUCAUUUGCUCUCCUGUGCAUCGUCUAAACGAACAUUCAUCCAGUGCAUCAUUCGUCUGGUUCGCCACAGAGAAAGAGAAGUUGUUGCUGGGAGGGAAAUACUUGAUCCUAGAGUAAUUGACAUCCCUGAUAUCUGGUCAUAG
Messenger RNA from Protopolystoma xenopodis, 741 nucleotides. The record is from the annotation of a GenBank genome assembly. Lineage: Eukaryota; Metazoa; Platyhelminthes; Monogenea; Polystomatidea; Polystomatidae.